Molecule: messenger RNA, 2425 nt
Organism: Frieseomelitta varia
Lineage: Eukaryota; Metazoa; Arthropoda; Insecta; Hymenoptera; Apidae
Product: putative sodium-dependent multivitamin transporter
Exons: 7
Coding region: 3-2078 (691 amino acids)
Biological process (GO): sodium ion transport; transmembrane transport
Cellular component (GO): membrane
Molecular function (GO): symporter activity
Source: RefSeq, a predicted model, not a curated record
ACAUGCUGAGCCAAGCUUUACGUAAUGGAAACUGGCUUCAUCCUCGCUUCUUUUCUGCUCGUUCUGGCGAGCCCACUCGGUCAGAAAACACGCAGGUGACGACUCCUCCGAAGGACCGUCCUCCUCUCCGAGUAUUGUCGGAGUUCGUGGCUUUUCUUCGUUUCUAUCGUCGGGACACCGUCGGUCGCCAGUGUGUUACGCUAUCUGCGGCCUGUUUUCCCUUCGUCGCCGCAGAAAAACGAUUCAGAAGGAAGCUCGAUACUCGGGCAAACAGCCUCGCGAUAUCGAAUUUCACGUAUAUCGCGAGUCGAUGCCAUCACUGCAGAAUGGACGAGCAGAGCAAGGAUAAUAGUACGUCGACGCUUCAAUGGCCGGAUUAUCUUGUCAUCGGUGUAAUGCUGUCGAUCUCAGCCGGCAUCGGGAUCUACUACCGAUUCACCGGAGGCAGACAACGCACGGCCGAGGAGUACUUCUCAGCGAAUCGAUCGAUGGGCGUCGUUCCUUUAGCGAUCGCGUUGACGGUGUCUUUCAUGUCAGCGAUCACGCUGCUAGGGAUCAGCGCGGAAACUUACACACACGGCAUGAAAAUCGUGCUGCUGUAUCUGGGUGGUUUGCUCGGCACCCCGGUCGUCUUGUACCUUUACCUUCCUGUUUUCGCCAAACUCAACAGCAUGAGCGUCUACGAGUAUUUAGAGAAACGAUUCGGAGUAGCAGCACGACUAGUGACCAGCACAGCCAACUUCCUGCAGCUGCUUUUGUACACCGGAGUGGUAUUGUUCGCGCCUUCGCUGGCACUCGAAGCGACCACCGGCCUAUCGGGGAACAUGAGCGUGUUGCUGAUCGGUUUGAUUUGCACCUUCUACUCGACCGUGGGUGGUAUCAAGGCUGUCCUCAUCACCGACGUGUUCCAAGGGAUACUGAUGUUCGCUGGAGUCGCUUGCGUCCUCGCCGUCGCCGUUGACGACCUCGACGGAGGUUUGUCGAACGUGUGGAGCAUCGGCCAAGAUGGCGGUCGAAUAGAAUUUUUCGAUUUCAGUAUCGAUCCAACUGUGAGACACUCCACGUGGGCGUUGGCGAUCGGUGGCACUAGCAUGUUUCUGUCUUUGUACGCGGUGAACCAGGUUCAAGUUCAACGCUUGCUCACUGCCAAGAGUAUCAAAGCUUCGCAUCACGCGCUUUUUCUCAGCGGUCCAAUCACUAUACUUCUCGGCAGUCUGACGGCCUACUGCGGCCUGGUUCUGUACGCGGUGUACAGGUACUGUGAUCCGGUCACGUCCGGCAAAAUCUCCAGCUUCGACAAGAUAAUGCCGUAUUUCGCAGCGGAGAGAAUGUCACGGGUGCCAGGCGUCACCGGCCUCUUCAUAUCCGGUGUGUUCAGCGCCAGCCUCAGCACCAUAUCCGCCAUGUUGAACUCUCUGUCGGCCGUAGCUUUGGAAGACUACGUGAAACCCGCGUGCCGUAAAUUCGGCAAGGAAUUCCCGGAAGAGAAAGCCACGCUGAUCGGCAAAUUUCUAGGCGUGUUGAACGGUUUCUUGUGCCUGGCCGUGGCUUUUAUCGCGAAGUCGAUGGGAUCGUUGGUCGAGGCUGCCGUCGGGAUCUCCGGAGCGAUCGGUGGACCAAUUCUGGGAAUUUUUACGCUAGGAAUGUUCGUCGAGAGGGCGAAUCAAACCGGAGCUAUUGUUGGGAUCGUUACAGCCUUGGUCACGUGCGUCUGGGCAGCGUUUGGACAGCCAAAGCCAAGGACUUCUCUUCUCCCGCUAUCUGUGGAAGGCUGUGGCAAUUCCACAAUGUUCGUGCAAUAUCAAAACGCCACUUUGCCCGAAAACCCGGUGGACGACUCCUCGUACUUUUAUCUGUAUCGUAUAUCGUACCUGUGGUACAACCCGCUUGGACUGAUAAUCACGUUGAUCAUGGGUUACUUGAUCAGCCUGAUUACGAAUAAGAUACUUUACAAGAAUGCUCGCGAGCUGGAGCCAAGCUUGUUCACUCCUCUCCUGGCCUCGCGGAUCAGAAGACGAAGACAGGACGCGGAUAAAACUACGAGCAGUCAGUUGUUCGUCCUGGAGAACAGAAGAUGAGACGAAGAGCGAUCGAAACGAGCGUAAUGUCGAUUGAGAGCAACGCGGAUCGAUCAUCAUUCCGAAAUCACGUCAAAAGGAACUUGAUUCAGCAAGAUAGCGAGCAAUUUCAACGAAUGUUAAGAACGCCGUGACGAAGUGAAAUUCGACGCUACAUUUUCAGCAUCCGUCCCGUAGACAAAAUGAUUUGCCUCAAGAACGAACGAAAUAAUUUAUAAAUUUAUAGAAACCUGUAUUUCGCGUAGUAUCUACGGAUACGUGUACGUCGUAUCUUUUUCUACGAUCAAUUCUCUGCCAAGGAAAACAUCUGUAAACUAAUACUCAUUAGCGAAGUAAACGCAAAUCGA